UCCUCACAAUACAAGCAAAGUGCAACAAACAAUACCAGUUCCCCCCUCCAUCCAACUCUAAUCAACAUCCUUACCAUUAUUGCAAACCGUAAAACGCAAUAAUUGACUCGUCAUUCCCCCGACGCUGACCAGGCUUACGAAGGUUACGAGUCACGAAUCAAGAUAAGCUUAUCGCUCGCCAAGUCCAACCCAAGAACUCUGAUCCCUCUUGGCAUAUCCAAUAUUCUUUUCCUUGGAUGCAAUGCAAUGCAAUGCUUUUCUCCUUCCUGAUUUAGAAUUGUGGCAUUUCUCUUGGCUCUUUGCGGGCAAAGCAGCCCAUUUACUCUACGAGUAGCUGGUGAUGAUGAUGAUGAUGAUGAUGAUCAGUGCAUGCUGCAGCCAGUACUGUACAGCUUACUUAGUAUUGUUCGUUUCUUGAUUCGAUCGAAAUACCAACCUUACUGUACAGUACCUAUCAUUUUGGGCACUAUUUCCUUGCAUUGCAGCCACAACCACCACCAGCCACCGACAGAACGGCCAAAGAUACGCCGACAUAAGUCCUAAUAAUGCCAAGCGGCUUGUUUCCUUCCCUUUGCAGCUGGCGGGGUUGAGAUUGUGUGAAUUUGUGGAGGCAAAGGGGGGCUUGGUUAGUGUUAGUGGGGAGGUACUGUACCGGGCUACGUACUGUCGGAUAUGCUGAAGCGCUGGAAGUCUGGGAAGUGAAGAUAUCCUGGCUCGCCUGGUUUCUUCGCCUUCGAGAACGAUGCUUCGGUCCUUCCGUACAGGGCAAGGGCAAGAGCCAAGAAAGAUACAGGAAGAGAUAAGCUGGAGCUGGGAUUGGCCAGGAACAGGCACUGAAUGCAGGGUAGUUGUACCGCACCGCAUCACCGGGUCUGUCGCUUUCUUGUUGGCUGGGGUUGGGGAUUGCGGUUGGGGUUGAGCUUGGUAGUGGGAAUGACAGAAAUGGCAGGCAGGCAGGUAGUCUUGCAGUCUGCAGACAAAGAGGACCUGCACUAGAUUGGAUUGUCGGGCAGCAUGGGGAGGGGAGGGGAGGGGAGGGGAGGGGAUGGGAGACCAGAGCAGCACCGUCGAUCGUUUAUAAAGAUCUCAAGCUUCCCCCUGGUGCAUAAGUAGUUUGGUUUCCCAGCCCAGGCUAUUCUGGAAACUUUCUCGAAAGGCCUCAUUGAAGCUUCGUUCAGGUCAGGUCAAUCCAGUCUAGUGAAGCCCAUAUUGGUGCCGGUACUGUACUUGGAUCAUCUCAGCCUCACGUACCUGAUUGACAGCCUUGUUCCGUCACCAUGCGUUUCUCUUCCGUUGUUGGUGCUUUGGCUGCUCUCGCUGCCUCGGCAUGUGGAAAGGAGCUGGAGAAGGAUGCUGCUCGAGCUGCUGAACUCUAUGACUCCGGUCUUGUUCACCAGAAGAUUUUCAAUGCUAAGUUGGCAUUCUUCGAGGCUGAACAAGCUGCUGGUUCAUACGAUACCUCCAUCUACCCCAGACUCAACUACACGAAAUGUGUGAAUGGGUACGCUGCAGCUAUCCCGGGCGACCCCUUGCACACUUUUAAGUGCAAGAACAUGGACCUGUACGACUUUAUUAACCAUGCAUCUCUCGGAUCGCCUCUCUUCAACACGCAGUACAACCAGACUGGUAGCUCGGUCUGGGGGUGGACCGACCCUGAGUCUGGGGGAGAGAUCAUUGCUGCUGGACUCUUCCAAGGAACCUCAAUGAUUGAGAUCCUCCCAAUUGGCCGCAUGGUCUACCUCGGAAUGCUCCCAUCAUACUCCAAGCUUGAUAACAAUGCUUUGUGGCGUGAAGUCCGUGGUUACAAGCAUUACGUCCUCAUCGCCAGUGAGCUUUCCGGUCACGGUAUCCAAAUCUUCGAUAUGUCGAAGCUUCUCGACGUCGACCACGCCAAAGCCCCUGUCAUGUUCGACAACGUGGUGGGAUCGGGUAUCGCCGGUCACUUCGCUGAUGUCCCGCUCGGUCGCAUCCACAAUGUUGUUAUCAACGAGGAGCUGGAGUAUGGUGUUGCUGUUGGUGCGCAGCCCAGAACGGGACCUUGCAAGGCUGGUUUGAUCUUCUUCUCGUUGAAGGAUGUCAGCAACCCAGUUACGCUUGGUUGUGAUGGCCAGGAUGGAUAUGUUCAUGAUGCUCAAUGUCUUGUCUACCAUGGUCCAGAUACCAAGUACGAGGGACGUGAUAUCUGCUAUGGUUAUAACGAGGAUACUCUUACCAUCUACGAUGUUACAGACAAGAAAGCCUCAAAGGUCAUCUCCAGAACUUCAUACGAGGGAGCUUCUUACACUCAUCAAGGAUGGGUUUUGGACACCAAAUGGCAAGAGUGGCUUAUCAUGGACGAUGAGUUCGAUGAGGAGGAGUUUGCCGGCCCAGCUGCAGAUGGAUAUCCAGUGACCUAUAUCUGGGACAUCCGAUCUCUCGAAGCCCCCAAGCAAACUGGACUCUACAAGGCAGCCGUCAAGGGAAUCGACCACAACCAAUACGUGAUUGACGGUCUUUCUUACCAAUCCAACUACGGCGCCGGUUUCCGCGUCUACGACGUCUCCUCCAUCCCCUCCGACCCGACCGGCAACUCCGUCUGCGAAAUCGCCUUCAUGGACAUCUACCCCGAAGACGACGCGGUGGAAGGCGGCGGCAUAAUCGACUACUUCGGCACCUGGGGCUCCUACGCCUACUUCAAGUCCGGCUUCAUCUUCGUCAACACCCAAGAGCGCGGCGGCUUCCUCAUGAAGAUGACCAAGAAGGAAGCUUGUAAGCCGAAGUCCUGCAACGCGGAUAACUGCCUGAGGGCGAUGCGCAGUACGAGCGUGAAGGGCCGCUUGGAGGAGAGUCAGGCGUUUUGUGGCGAGUUUACGAAGACUUUUGUGGCGGAUGUUAGUGUGGUUAAGGAGUAUGCUAAGGGUCCUUGUGCGGGGAAUUUGAUCUCGAGGGUUAGUAGUGCGUGUAGUUGUUUGCCGACUGUGAGUGCCAGUCCGUAGGUGAGG
Molecule: messenger RNA, 2981 nt
Organism: Cadophora gregata
Lineage: Eukaryota; Fungi; Ascomycota; Leotiomycetes; Helotiales; Ploettnerulaceae
Exons: 12
Coding region: 1278-2975 (565 amino acids)
Cellular component (GO): extracellular region
Source: RefSeq, a predicted model, not a curated record